Molecule: messenger RNA, 1118 nt
Organism: Paramecium tetraurelia
Lineage: Eukaryota; Ciliophora; Oligohymenophorea; Peniculida; Parameciidae
Exons: 6
Biological process (GO): protein deubiquitination; ubiquitin-dependent protein catabolic process
Cellular component (GO): cytoplasm
Molecular function (GO): cysteine-type deubiquitinase activity
Source: RefSeq, a predicted model, not a curated record
AUGCAGGAGUGGUGUACAAUCGAGUCCGACCCUGGAGUUUUCACUGAGCUCAUCAAUGCAAUUGGAGUCCAAGGAGUUCAAGUUGAAGAGAUCUACGAUCUAAAUGAUGAGCAAUAGAUAGCUUAAAUGCAACCAAUUUAUGGAUUCAUCUUCCUAUUCCGAUGGACAAGCAAAGGCGAAAAAAGAGAAUCCCUCAAAAUUUAUGAUCAAGAUCUCUUCUUUGCCAACUAAGUCAUUUAAAAUGCAUGUGCAACCCAAGCCAUCAUUUCUAUUUUACUCAAUUGCCCAUAAAUUGAAAUUGGAGAAGCACUCAGAAAUUAUAAAGAAUUCGCCCUUGCUCUAGAUCCCAAAGAAAGAGGCAACUGCCUAGGUGCUGUCGAUAUCAUUAAGACUGCUCAUAACAGCUUUGCUCGACCUGAACCCUUUAUUUUCUCUAACGAUAAGAAAAAAGCUAAGGAAGGUGAUGAUGUAUUUCACUUUGUCUCUUAUAUCCCCUUCAAAGGAAAGGUGUAUGAAUUAGAUGGUCUCCAAGAAGGACCCAUCUUGAUUGGAGAAUAUCAAGAUGAUUGGGUUGUCAGAGCUAAGGAAGCCAUCUUAACCAGGAUCCAACACUACUAAGAAAAGGAAACUGCUUUCACUUUGUUAGCUGUCAAUUAAUGUAGGAAAUUCAAAGCUAACAACAUUAUUUUAUAGUCUUAAAAUGAAAUACUCUAGAGUCUCAAGACUUUGUAAUUCAUAGGAGUCGAUUUAACUGAAGAGUAGACAUAACAAUUACUUCAACUUUCAAAUUAAUAAAAUAUUGAGCAAGAAUUACUGCAAGAAUCGUCAGAAGAAUUAUAAAAUAGAUUAGCUCUGGCCAACAACAGAAUUUAGGAAGCCCAAAUUAUACUUAGUGAAGAGAGUGCAAAGUUUUAAAAAUAUUAAGAAGAAAAUUCCAGAAGGAAGCACAAUUACAUUCCAUUCAUUUUAGAACUUUUUAAGAUGGCUCAACGAAAAGGUUAACUAGAAGGACUAUUGGAAAAGGCAUAACAAAAGUAAUAACAAAAGUUGUAACAAUAAACAAAAAAAUGAUAUUUAAGUUUUAUAAUAUGAACAAUAUAUAUAUAAAAUUUAAUUGA